Wasmannia auropunctata (little fire ant) is the source of this 4834-nucleotide messenger RNA. It is a transcript of the gene pins, whose product is annotated as G-protein-signaling modulator 2. The coding region runs from base 283 to 2106 and encodes 607 amino acids. The transcript is spliced from 8 exons. NCBI's taxonomy places the organism in Eukaryota, Metazoa, Arthropoda, Insecta, Hymenoptera, Formicidae. Gene Ontology annotation, molecular function: protein binding; GTPase regulator activity. The record is from RefSeq and is a predicted model, not a curated record.
CCGAUACCGACGGCGCCAUUUGUUUGGACGCGCUACAGAAUCGUUUCGCGUUGGAGCACUUGGAGCAGCUCUUCGCUUCGGAGUAAGAGGAUCCGGGAGCUAUGCUCGGAGGAUGGCGCGACCAUGAGCUGAUUCCCAAAAUCGGAGCUCUGGAGUAUCAUGCUACUACGCGGAGCAGUUACAAUUAUUUCGCGAACCGAUAGCAACGUACGGCCGUCUCGUUUCAACGGCGUUCGAACGAGUCGUGUCUCAUUCUACUGAAGAGGUGGUGUCGCGAAUAGGAUGUCUCUAAGUGCCAGCGCGGAGAACCUGUCGUCCGAGGGACAAAAUAGCGAGAGAUGGAACAUGUGUCUGGAACUGGCGCUGGAGGGCGAACGCCUGUGCAAGGCUGGCGAUUGCAAGUCCGGGGUGGCGUUCUUCCAAGCGGCAAUCCAGGCCGGCACGGACGAUCUGCGGAUAUUAAGCGCGAUCUACAGCCAAUUGGGUAACGCGUACUUCUACCUGGGUGACUACGUCAAGGCGAUGCAGUACCACAAGUUGGACCUGACCCUCGCCAGGAAUAUGGGCGACAAACUGGGCGAAGCCAAAUCCAGCGGAAAUCUGGGCAACACGCUGAAAGUUAUUGGCAAGUUCGACGAGGCCAUGAUCUGCUGCAAGAGGCAUCUAGAGAUCUCUAGAGAGAUUGGAGAUAAGCUCAGCGAGGGAAGAGCCCUGUACAAUUUAGGAAAUGUAUAUCAUGCGAAGGGCAAGCAAGCGGGUAGAAUAGGUCAUCAGGAUCCAGGAGAAUUCUCCGAGGAUGUCCGACAGUGCUUGCAACAGGCUGUGCGCUAUUAUGAAGAAAACUUAGAGCUUAUGAGGGAACUGGAGGAUUCCGCGGCUCAAGGUAGAGCGUGCGGUAAUUUGGGCAAUACAUUCUACUUAUUGGGCGAUUUCCAACAGGCCAUUUAUUAUCACAAUGAACGUUUGAAAAUCGCCAGAGAAUUUGGCGACAAGCCGGCCGAGAGGAGAGCUAACAGCAAUUUAGGGAACUCGCACAUAUUUUUAGGCGAGUUCGAGAAGGCUGCGCAGCAUUAUAAGAGGACCUUGGUUCUUGCACAGGAGCUGGGCGAUCGCGAGGUGGAGGCGCAGGCAUGCUACUCUCUGGGAAACACGUAUACACUCCUGCGCGACUAUACGGCAGCCGUCGAAUAUCACCUGUGGCAUCUGGGUAUAGCCCAACAACUGAAGGAUCGCGUCGGCGAGGGGCGCGCCUGCUGGUCGCUGGGAAACGCGUACGCCGCAAUGGGUAAUCACGAGAAAGCGCUGCACUACGCGAAUCUGCAUCUGCACAUCUCGAAGGAGCUGGAAGAUGAAAUGGGCCAGGCUACCGCGCAGAUGAACGUCGAUGACUUGCAGAAAAUUCUCGGUCUCGAAAAGAAUCAGCAGGAGAGUAACAAGGAGAAUCUGAACACGCAGAAAUUAACCACAAACGCGACGUCAAAUGUCCCGACGACUAUGCCCUGUAGAUACAGACUCAGACGACAGAGCAUGGACAAUCUCGAUCUCAUUAAGCUCACACCCGAUGCAAAGCAGAAAGAUAAGUCGGAAAUGUUGGACAAAGAAGACAGUGUUGCGUCUCAAAAAGAGGAAGAUAACUUCUUCGAUCUGCUGUCUCGGUUUCAAUCGGGCAGAAUGGACGAUCAACGUUGCGCGCUCAACACGAAGCGCAAUCCGAAGUAUCGAACAAUCACGCCGGAAGUAUCGGACAUGGAUGACAAAGACGGCGAGGAUUUGCUGGAAUUAAUCGCUGGAAUGCAAAGUAAACGAAUGGAUGAGCAACGAGUGACGUUACCCUAUCUACCAGGGCUGAAUACCAAUCAGGAUUCGGACGAUUCCUUCAUCGAGAUGCUCGUUAGAUGCCAGAGUUCACGUCUAGAGGACCAACGAAGUCCUCUACCGGCUGCAUCAACAGUGCAGGACGCCGAAGAGGAGAGAGGCCGUAGAGCCAAUGGGAAAUCUCAAUCAGGUUCCACGGUGCCCGAGGAGGAUCUCUUCGCCCUGAUCCAAAGACUUCAAGCGGGUCGAAUGGAGGAUCAAAGGGCUUCCGGGCCCGGCAAGGCGUGCUAAACUCGCGACAGCAGACGGUGAUUCAAGUCCUCACGAUACCUUCCAUUUGCUGAAUUCCUUCAUCUUACGUGUCCACGACUGCGUCGACGCCUUCAUUCGCUUAUCGCCGCGAUUCUGCUUCCUUGAUUACUUAAUAGAGGAAAGGAUUGGAAUUGUACGACUGAAUAGAGUCCGAUUCGAAGAGGCAACGACUCAAAUUACCCGAUUGUGAGAACCGAACCACCGUGACGGAUUGAUCAUGCUUACAAUUGCUUAAAGGCGGGAAAUUCGCAUGUCACGUAAAAAAAAAAAAAAGAUUAUUUGCUAUUCUGUCACUGAAAGUAUGAAACUAACUGAAAGAUUUAACAUAGACUUUACGUUUAACUCACGAUACUUAGAGGAUACUUAAACGAUAUACGCAGAUCUUUUUGAUAUUUACUAUUUGGAAAACUAUUUUCCCUUUUUCCUUCGAGUAGAAAUAGCGUUGAGGAAAACGAAUUCGUUUUUUGCACUCAGGUCUUCGAUUCCGUUCAGAUGUAGACUUAAUUAUUCAUUUGCGUAGACCGCCGCGUCUACACAACUGGUAAGUAACUGAUACUCCCGUAAUCGAUAUUCCGUAGUUUAGCGACUGCUAGCAGCCGGUUGUGCGAAAGCAUUACGGAACAAUGCAAUAAGGUGAACGACUUUUCAGUUGACUGUCUAGUAAUAACAACUGCCGCGUUAGUUUCUGGCUAACUUGAAUCGAAUAAAUUAUUGUUGCGUAGCGUUCGGUGAAUAUAAAUUGUUUGCCAAUCGUGAAUAAGUCGCGUCGAGUGUUAAAUGUAAUGCGUUUUGCGGUUGCCGACGACGGUCGUGAUUUAUGUGACAUGCCAGUAACUAGCAUCGGUUUUAGUAUUAUCAAGAUUUUUAUAAACGCCUGCUUUUACACGGGUCCGUAAAUCGCGCGCGUGCAAAACAGGUUUUCCGAACACUGCCAGUUUGAGGGCGUGAAUUAUUCUCGGACAUUCGCGUUCGUCGUUGACAAACGCGCGUGGCCUUUCAACAUUCACAUUCUCAAGAGAUUGUAGGUUUAUUAUUUUAUACACAUAUAUAUAUUUUUCGUGCAUAUUUCGAUUUACUUCUAUCUCUAUAAGGAGAGAGGCGGGAUUAUUUUUUUAAAGGAAUAUAUUACGCGUAUAGAGAUGUUAUGAACGGUGGAUGGAGAAAAGUAUUCACGCACCGCCGAGUUUCGCUCUAUCAGUAGCUCUCUUAAUUGCUAAAUAAUUGCGUAUAAAUUAGAUAAUAAACAACAAAUAUAAAUCGUGCAUUGUACGGGAAAAGUCAAAAAGUAAAGUGCGGUAAUAAUUUUCCUUUACGACUUGUAGAAUAUUAGAAUAGCAUUUUUCUCACUCCUGUUUGCAAGAAGUUUUCAAUCACGGAGAUUGGAGUCACUUAACUUUUUUGAAACUUUUAGAAAUUUAUAUUCACGCGAGAUUUAGCUAUAUUGUUAUUAUGGUAGUCAAAUGCUGUGUCGAUUGCAUUCUACGAGCAGUACACUUUACUUCUUGAUUCACUUUCACGUAUGAGAUACAUAUAGUUGCCGCUGGAUAAAAUAUUUUUGAUGGAUUUUAGAUAGAGAGGGAAAGUUAGGAUAUUUAUAACUAAAAAGAUCACGGUGCACGAAUGUUACUUUUACUUGAUAUAGGUUCAAUAGAGCGGCGAUUUGUAGCGAAUAUCAGUGCCAAAGAUUCUCAAUAUGCUAAAAAAAAAAAAAAAGGAAGAGACUUCGUUAAAAGAAGAUAGAAAAGCAAGCUUAUAAUUGACUGAAUCUCUAUCGCGUCUUGUCGCACAAAUUCUUUCCGCGAAGGCUUACUAUCAUUGUAUUGUAGAGGUACUGACGACGCGGUACUGAAGAUAAUGUCUGAUACUAUUUCCAAUUGGCGAAACAAUAACUCAUCUCAUUGUAUUUAUUCCCCCCGCGGUUAGAGAAUCAGCGUAUUUUCGAUUGGUGAUAUAAUUUCGGAACUCUAAAAAUUUCGUACUUGUUAUGAUACACAAUAUCUGUUACUAAUUCAACAGAUUCUUAUUUAAAGGUUUAAAUUAGGACUGACGUGGCCCACGUGGAGAUACGUGUUUAGCUGUAGCGCCUCAUCUGUUCCAAUAAUUAAACAUGUGUAUAUAAUUGAGUAAUUCCAUGCCGAUUAAAAUGUCGACCUAGCGACGAGCCGCGAACUGCAACAACGCUGUCGUUUUAUGCGAAAAAGGAAGAGCUAUCGUUAAUAUAAGAGUAUAAGUUGACGAUUGAUUCAACAAGAGUGCAAGAAUAGUGAUAUACUAAUUACCGAAUCGAGAUCGUGCUGAGUAUCUUUUGCUAUGUUAUGAAAUUGUAAUUGCAAAAAGUGUUGUAUGUACACAUUGAUCGUUGAUUUGAUCCGUCGGAGAAAGGGCUGAAAUUAUUAUAUUGAGAAGACUAAAUGACAAAUCAUGCUGAUCGUAGGACUUUCGUGGUCCUUCGAAAAAUUUUUUUUCUUUACCAUUAUUUCUUAAGAUAUAUUCUACAUUAUAAUUACUUUAUCUUAACCUUUUUUUUUUAUAUAUAACACAUAUUCGUUAUAAUUACACUUAGACGUUAACGCUAUAAGUUCUUCGUACUAAUCGAUAUGUAAUUUUUAGUUUCACGAUUAUCGAGGUAUAAAUACAUUCCAUUCUGUCCAUAUGAUAGUAUAUAAUAUAUAAAGGAUCAAUAAAAAAAUAUAUACUUUUUUCAGAA